AUGUCUCUGACCGACUUCAAGAAAGCAGUCACCGAACUCGAAACCCCUCCUCCAUUUUCACCUGCCCGGAUAUUUGGGAAUGGGGUCAACCACAUCUACACGACGAUGAUGGAGAAAGCCGUGGCACGACGCACUCUGACACUGCUGUUGCGAAUGCCUCUAGGCUCCCUGCGCGCUGAGCUGAAAGGUCUACCAAUUGUCAUCCACGAAGUCACACUGUGCCAUCCUGAAUGCAUCACGCAUCAACGUCCCUUCCACUUCUUCAGCUUCCCCCCUCAUGCGCUGAUCGUCCUCUCAACAGCCGCCCGCCUAUCUUCCACAACCGACCCCAACAGCGCGACCGCGAGACGCGAAGCCGACGCCACGAACUCCGGCCUGCGCAUUGAAGCCAAGGUCGGGGACGGACUCACAAGGACCUCCGUCGAAGCGAGCAUCGAACAAAAGGACGUGUGGCAGUACUUCGCGCGGCAUCGCGGGCUGGUCGCGUGGCAUCGACGAUGCGAAAAGUCGAGCAGUGCAGGGGGAGCCGAACUUGAGAUUCUCCUGGAUUCGCCGUCUGGGUCCUAUCCUGCUAGAGCCCUGCAGCACUCCCUAAAGUCUGUCUACAAUUCCCCAAAGCUAUUCGGCACGUUCGGCGGAACCCCGAAAGCGUGGGAGUGGAUGAUCCGAGUCAUCUCGGCGUACGCGACUGGCGUGAACAGCAGCGGCACUAGAAUGGCUGUCUUCGGGAUAGGCGUCAACGCAAACUUGACGCCGAUAUGCCGCGGUGUGCUUAAUCCGUUCAACCAUGGGGAGUCAAGGGCUGCUGCUCUGACCGAGAACAGCGUCUCUCCAGGAUCUGGUACACUCAUUGAUGAGGCCUUGAGCUCUGAUAUCACCCACGGCAUCUGGGCUGGUAGGAACACAUGUGCUCUGGCAGGUUCUCUCAACCUGGGCUUCUCAAAAGACGCCGAACAGAGCCUGUUUAGUAAGGGCCGGGAAUGA
Messenger RNA from Cladophialophora yegresii CBS 114405, 984 nucleotides. RefSeq lists its product as uncharacterized. NCBI's taxonomy places the organism in Eukaryota, Fungi, Ascomycota, Eurotiomycetes, Chaetothyriales, Herpotrichiellaceae. Bases 1 to 984 code for a protein of 327 amino acids. The record is from RefSeq and is a predicted model, not a curated record. The transcript has 4 exons.